This is a messenger RNA of Metarhizium robertsii ARSEF 23, 4845 nucleotides long. Its product is annotated as polyprotein. The record is from RefSeq and is a predicted model, not a curated record. NCBI's taxonomy places the organism in Eukaryota, Fungi, Ascomycota, Sordariomycetes, Hypocreales, Clavicipitaceae. The coding region runs from base 1 to 4845 and encodes 1614 amino acids. Gene Ontology annotation, molecular function: nucleic acid binding. The transcript has a single exon. Gene Ontology annotation, biological process: DNA integration.
AUGGCUCAGCAACGGGUAGACGAAUACCUACAAGCAAGGUUACAUGACUGGAAAACACAUGAGUGGAGAGAUGACCAACUAUGGGAAUACUACCAAGAAGACUUUGAAGACUGGACCCCUGACCACUUUGCAAUGGCAUCCGCAAGCAUACGACGCGAAAUAAAGGAGUUUCUUAAUAGUAAAGGCGUUUUCAUCACAAAACCUCGACAAGAAAAGCUCCAUAUAUCACUGUAUCAUCUCGCACAAGAAAAGGAGUACCACCAAUGGACCAAAGAGGAAAUCGACCAUCAGAUGGCCCGAAAAGGACACUUUGACUCAUACUGGAACCCAAACGAUGAAAAACAUCAAUUCUCACAACGACUUUACCCCCUAGAUUCCGAUUCACCAACCCCAAUGUCUUCAAGACAACCUGAAUUGGAACAUCCCCCAAUCAAAGAACCACCGCGCCAAGACACACAAGGGCCACCGCAGAAGCCACACACGCCUCACACACCAAAGCAACUUGUUGACCUAAUGAAAAUCUAUAACAACGACGAACACAAGUAUGGAGGCGAGGUGUACGAAGUCCUUGAGUACAAACUGAGAAUAUUCUAUGAUUACUGCCGCAAGGUAGGAUUAUUAGAAGAAAAUUACAUUGACGCUUUCUCGAUAAUCCUCAAAGGAAGAGCAUCUGAGUAUUACUUUACCCAACUAGUAGGAAAAGGGUACACAUUUCCACGGAUAAAAGAACGACUACAAAUUCACUUCGAAACUGCGGAAAAACGACAACUUUACCUCUCUGAGUGGCGAGAAACGACGCUACAUCGAGUCAUUGAAAAGAACCGCACGAAAACGAAGCUCGAAUGCCUAGAGAUAAUGCUCGAUAAACUCCAACUCCUCCAACGAGCCCUGCCUGAAAUAUACCCCUCAGAAGACAACCUACGGGAGGCGGUUGUGAACGCAUGCCGCGGUAUCGACGAGUGCAAACUUGCAUUACACAAGCCAGCCGAUACAUACGAAGGCCUCUGUGCAGACCUACGCGGAGCAAUAGGCGCGGCAAGCGCAUCAUCGCAAACCCAGUACACAUACGAUGAUGACGAGGACAACGAUCCGGCCAAUGAUAAUAACCAAUACUGGACUGACCGAAAGUUCAACGGAAGAGGCAGAGGAUAUCGAGGCGGAUACAGAAGUCGUGGAAACAGCGGACGAAGCAAUUAUCCUGCAAGACAAAACACUGAAAAUACAUUCAAGCAGAAGAAAUGCUACAUUUGCGGAAAGACCGGCUGCUGGUCAACCAAGCAUUCUGACGAAGAACGCAGGAAAGCAUACAGCAAGUAUAGAGAACACGCACAAUACCACCAACAAUUGGCCUCUGUUGAUAGCUUCACUGUAUUCCUAGCAGAUUACGAAGGAAGUGAGAUAACCACUAGCAUAACCAGCACUAACUGGAACGAUGAUGAAGAAACGGAACACUUCUUCACCGAGUUUGGAAGCUUCGAUGGCAACGAGAUACUCCCAAUGCUGCAAGACCAUGCAACAUACCACGUCUUCACCAGAGAUGACCGCUACAAGGAUGAAAAGUCGUCACCACAACUUCUAACAGAAGAACACGGCAUAUAUACCUUCAAUGACCGAUAUUCUGAUGUUGAAUUCCAAGGCAUUAUGCCUGAUAGCGGCGCGUCAGGAAUAUCAACAGCAGGAGAACCUCAAUUCCGAGCAUUACAAUCAAUCAACCCAAAUGUAACGCUAAAUCCACCAAGGGAAGGAAACAAUACAGUCAGAUUUGGCAAAGGAACGGUGACCACAAAAGGGACGGCGAUAGUGCCUACACCAGUCGGCGAUGUAACCUUUCACAUCGUGCCGGCUAACACACCUUUCCUAAUGUGCCUACAGGACAUGGACCGUUUAGGCGUUAAAUUCGACAAUCUAAAGAAUGUGCUUAUUCAAGGAGACAAGAUUACACCCAUUGUCCGUAAAUGGGGGCAUCCUUGGAUGAUGCUAAAUAUCACGAAUAGUACGGCGUGGAUGCAUCUCACCGAAACGGAACUACGGUUGCUACACCGCAGAUUUGGACACCCAUCAGUGCAACGCCUACACCGAAUCCUUCAACGAUCAGGACAUCAAACGGACAUUUCGAUGAUUGAGGCAAUCAACAAGAUAUGCCACCAAUGUCAAAUGCACAGCAAAAGCCCCGGACGAUUCAAGUUCACUGUGAAAGAUGACUACGAUUUUAACUACGAGAUCAUCGUUGAUGUGAUGUACCUAAACGGAAAACCAGUCCUACACAUCGUUGAUGCCGCCACAUCAUUCCAAGCAGCAAGAUUCCUACCCGACGUAUCUGCAAAGACCACAUGGGAAACACUCAAGGCAUGUUGGAUCGAUACAUACCUAGGCCCACCAGAUUACAUCGUUCAUGAUGCCGGACGAAACUUUGCUUCAAUGGAAUUCCGUCAAAACGCGAAGGCAAUGACAAUCACGGUCAAAGAAGUCCCCGUGGAAGCCCACAACUCCAUUGGCAAAGUCGAACGAUACCACUUGCCAAUCCGACGAGCUUUCGAAAUUAUCUGCGACGAGAUUCCAGAUAUAAAUGAAGAAUUCGCGUUACAAAUGGCUGUCAAGGCAAUCAACGAUACAGCAGCACCAGAUGGAAUAGUUCCAACGCUGCUCGUCUUCGGAGCAUACCCUCGCAUGACAGACAACUCGCCGCCUUCCCCAUCAAUCUAUAAACGCGCGGAGGCAAUAAGGAAGGCGAUGACGGAAGUACGUCAGCUAUACUCAAAACGCCAAGUUCAAGAGGCGCUUAGGGCUAGAAACGGCCCGAAAACACAUCAAACCCUCCAACUUCCACUGAACUCGGAAGUACGAGUGUGGCGAGAGAAAGGCGGCUGGACAGGCCCCUACAAACUUAUCUCCGUUGAUAACCAAGAUUGUAUCGUGGAAAUGCCUAGCGGCAAUACCAAAUUCCGUGCAACGGUCGUUAAACCUUACCAUAGGGACCCCAUUGAGCAAAGAAACGACCCGGCACCGGAACUAACAGAAGAUGACGAUCACACGCCGCUGAACGAAAUUACACCGCCCCAGAAAGAUGAAGAAGAAAACGCAGAAGACAAGGUGGAAGACACGAUAGUUGUGCGACAACCAGGACGAGGCCGCCCAAGAAAGAACCAGUACAUCAAUAGCACGAUUGAUGGGGCUGAGACUUUCAUUUUCACACAAGACAACACAACUGUGGAAGUGGAAGCAUUUCUCUCAAACAAGGAAAAGGUUGACUGGAGAUUAUCACGAGAACUUCGCCGAAGCGGAAGAAUAACCACUCAAGGCGAGCCAUUUGAAGCGUCCACCGCACAAGAAAUCAAUGACCUGAUUGCGAGUGGCGUUUUUCGCUUCGAGAAAUAUAACCCGAACGUUCACGGCAGAGAUAUCUUUCGAUCGAGAAUGGUCAAUGAAAUAAAAGGCAAGAAUACAAACAGCCCAUACGAGAAGUCACGGCUUGUAAUCCAAGGCUAUAACGAUAAUGGAAAACAAGCUAUCCUCACGCAAUCCCCUACGAUUCAGCGAGCGAGCCAACGGCUAAUUCUCGCACUGGCACCUUCAUUGAUAAAAGACUACGCCUUCCAGAUGGCCCUACGAGAUAUCACGCAAGCCUACACACAAUCAACCACAGAACUCCAGAGGCUGAUUGUGGCGAGAUUACCGAAGCAAAUACAGCAUCACUACCCUGAAAAGACGAUAAUGGUAGUGGUAAAACCGCUGUACGGCAUCGCAGAAUCGGGAAAUCACUGGUUUGCUACGUAUUUCAAGCAUCAUCGCGAGAAACUCAGGCUAAUGACCUCCACGUACGACCCGUGCCUAAUGAUAAGCGAAGAAAAGCACCCAACAGAACUAGGCAUUGUGGGAGUACAAACAGACGAUACCUUAAUCCUCGCAACGGAAGAUUUUCUGACUAAUGAAGAGAAGCGACUCAACGAAGCUAAAUUCAGAGCAAAGGCACGAGAGACCCUAAAGCCCGGAACACCGUUAAACUUCAAUGGAGGCGUGAUAACACAAGAAGGAGACGAAAUUACCCUCCGGCACAAGGGCCAAGGGAAACGGCUCCAGCAGAUCAACGCCAGUAGCGAACAAAGCUACCAAAAUUACAUUGAACAACGAGCACGAGGCGCGUACCUAGCCACGACUUGCCAACCAGAAGCUGCUUUCGACCUCUCUAUCGCAGCACAACAUAAGGAACCCGACCAAGGUGAUAUAUCUAAGCUAAAUAAAAGAUUGAAAUGGCAGAUAGAUCAUCCUGACCGAGGGCUGACCUACAUCCCUCUCAACCUUCAAGAUGCCAAGUUAUUCCUUUUUGUUGACGGCUCAUUUGCAAACAACAAAGAUUUGAGUUCCCAGCUGGGAUAUGAGAUCAUCAUAGCAAACGAGAAUACAGGGAACGAUGACUUCACGAUCAAGGGGAACCUAAUCCACUGGAGCUCAACGAAAAGCAAACGAGUGACACGAAGCGUGCUCGCAUCGGAAAUCUAUGGCAUGACGGCAGGCGUUGACAUGGCGAUUGCAAUCUCUACAACGCUGGCGAUCAUCACCCAACGCCUUGGCAUACCUGACAUCCAUCUCGUUGUGUGUACAGACUCCUAUUCUUUAUACGAAUGCCUCGUGAAGCUUGGAACGACGAAGGAGAAACGCCUCAUGAUCGAUAUUAUGGCAUUGCGGCAGUCAUACGAGCGCAAGGAGAUCUUCGAGAUACGGUGGAUUAAUGGCAACGACAACCCGGCCGAUGCAAUGACGAAGGCAACGCCCAACAAAGCCCUAGAGAACUUCGUCAGCACGAACACACUAAGAAUACGGGUUGAAGGCUGGGUUGACCGGCCGUGA